AUGAUUUUGGCAUUUUUGUAUUACAUCCCAAUUAUCAUUUGGAGAACAUAUUCUUCCAAAUCUGGAUUUUCUCUUUCUAAGAAUAUUCAAACGUGCAUCAAAGCACGAAAUUCCGUCACAGUUGCUGACAAAAAACGACUUAUUAAAUGUGUUUCUGAUGAAAUCAGCAAUUACGUUUCCAGAAGAAACCUUCCAAUGUCGACUACAAGCUACAUUUUCUAUUUGAUUAAAACGAUUACAAUGUUUGGGGGACGUCGACAGGGAAACUAUUUUACCAUUUCCUAUUUAAUCUGCAAAAUAUUGUUUCUGGUCAGCAUUUGUUUACAGAUCAUAUUGCUUAACAAAUUCUUGGGUUUUCAAUUUCAGAAAUACGGGCUUUUCCUCAUAAACGAAUAUGUUCAUGGACGGGAAAUCAACGAAUCAUCUUUCUUUCCUCGAGUUACAUAUUGCACUUUUUCAAUACGAAAUUUCAACACUGUGAAUACUUAUACUCUGCAAUGUGUUCUACAAAUAAACUUAUUUUUGGAGAAAAUAUUUCUCGCACUUUGGGUUUUUUAUAUGAUUGCCGGAAUAUACUCAUUGUGCUAUUUCUUCAGCUGGCUUUAUUAUCUCACUAGUCUACGAAAAAGAGUGUCAUGCAUCAAGAUACAUUUGCCAUCUGUGGACGAACAUAAUUCUACUGUCACAGAUUUUGUCUCAAAAUAUCUUAAAACUGACGGAUGUUUCAUCAUUCGAAUGAUAUCACAUAAUGUGGAUAAAGUUACUGCUGAUGACAUUGUGGAUUCCUGCUGGAUGGACUACCUUGAAUUUAACGAAGUAAUCGGAAAUCGCCAAGGAAUUUUAUAG
Octopus sinensis (East Asian common octopus) is the source of this 846-nucleotide messenger RNA. RefSeq names its product innexin unc-9-like. The record is from RefSeq and is a predicted model, not a curated record. The transcript has a single exon. Lineage: Eukaryota; Metazoa; Mollusca; Cephalopoda; Octopoda; Octopodidae. Bases 1 to 846 code for a protein of 281 amino acids.